Triticum turgidum subsp. durum (durum wheat) is the source of this 3144-nucleotide messenger RNA. The record is from the annotation of a GenBank genome assembly. Lineage: Eukaryota; Viridiplantae; Streptophyta; Magnoliopsida; Poales; Poaceae.
AUGGGGUGCAAAAGUGACCUGGCUGACCAGCUUCAGGAGGAUGGCAGUGAUGGAAUGAAUGCUGUUGCUGCUGAAUAUGAAGAAAGCAGCGAAGAAGAAGAACCAUUUGAACGUGAAUUCUACGAUGAUGAUGAUGACGACGAAGACAAUGUGGGUGAGCCAGACACACAAGCUGUGGAUCCUUGUGAAGAUCCUGUGGCAGAAGAAGAGGAGGCUAAUGGAGACGAACCUUGCAAUGGCGUCACCCCACUUGAAGAUGAGGAUUCCAGUUACGAUGAACCUUUUGUUGAUGAACUCUGUUAUGAGGAAGAAGACAGUGGCGAGCAGGACUCAUAUUAUGCGGAACCUUUCACGGAUCAGCUCUGUGAAGUGGAGCCAUGUGAUGUUAAGGUGGCUCAUGCGGAAAACUUUGUGAAGAAGAAGUCCAGUCCUGUUCAGGCUAUCAAGAAGGAACAAAAUAAGGAAAAGGUCCUAAAACAGGCACUAGGAAAGGGCAGCAGCCAUGAGCACAAGGCAGUACCAGUGAAUGAUGAAAUUGAAUUGAAGCCGUUCAAGAAACGAUUGUCUGUCAGGUUUGCUACUGAUGUGUCUUGUUACACAUACAGUGCUGAAAGUUUUGGUGAUGCCAAGUUGGAGAAAAGGAAAGCUCAGUUUGAUGACCUGGACAGCCGCUUGUGUAAGAGGCAAGAACACACAGUUUCUUUACCUCAUGAAGGUGUCAAGCUGAAAGAAGUGGAUGACACUAACCUGUAUGUGGGUAACCUGCCAGCUUCUGUGACUUCUCACAAGCUUAUCGAGUUAUUUCUACCUUUCGGACGAAUCGUUCGAUCAAAAGUGGCGGAUGAUCGUUUCACUGGUGUAAGCCAGGGAUAUGGCUUUGUGAAGUAUGCUGAACCUCGUAGUGCCACAGCAGCUAUUGAACGCAUGAAUGGGCGCCUGGUUGAUGGGAAAACAUUAGAGGUUAGAGUAGCUGCAGUUCCAGCUCCACCAUCAGUAUCCAAUCCAUCAAUGCAGUCCGUGUCAGAAACAUGCAGUCUGCCCUCGAAAGAAAUCGACCCGAGCUACUUGUAUGUCUGCAACCUCCCCUCAGCCAUGGACACGCUGAAGCUACUCGAGUAUUUUCUGCCUUUCGGGAAAGUAACUGAUAUAAGGAUGCCCAGGGAUCACACCACAGGUUUAAGCAAAGGAUAUGGCUUUGUGAAGUACUCUGAUUCUCAUCAUGCAGCUCAGGCCAUCAUCCAUUUGAAUGGAUUUCUGGUUGAGGGUAAAAAGAUGGACGUCCGGGCGUAUGACCCCUCUCCACCCAGACCCAUCAAGGAAAUCGACAUGGCCAAUCUAUAUGUCUGCAACAUUCCUGUAUCCAUUGACACAAAUAAGCUGGUUGAGCUUUUCUCGCCAUUUGGUAAGAUCACCCAAGCUAGAGUGGCAGCAGACCAAGGAUAUGGCUUCGUCAAGUUUGCCGAUUCUCAGUGUGCUGCCGAGGCUAUCGCACUGAUGAAUGGAUCACUGGUUGAAGGGGAGACAUUAAUUGUCAGAGUUGCAGGCCUUUCAUCAUCAGCAUCCAGCUCAGCUGUACAAGGCUCGCCAAUUGCCUCUCCAGAAAUCAACAAAUCAAGACUGUACGUCACUAACCUUCCGCGGACCGUGAACGCCGAUAAGCUGGUUCAACUUUUCGUGCCCUUUGGUCAGAUCAGCAAAGUCAUGGUCAAUCUGGAGUAUAGCCUAGUGUUCUAUGCAGAUGUAGCCUCAGCGAUCAAGGCUGUUGAACGUAUGGAUGGGUAUCUAAUUGGUGGAAAGAGGCUAGUGGUCAGGCGAUCAGACUCCUCUUGUCCAACCGAUGGAGCAGAGCAUGCUUCCUCACAGUCAGCUGCCAAGCCCAUGAGAGAAAUUGAUAUGGCCAACUUGUGUGUUGCCGGCAUCCCACCGACGAUGACCGGCGAUCAGCUGGUUGAGCUUUUCCGGCCAUACGGGCAAAUCGUGCAAUCUCGGAUGUUUCGUGGGUAUGGCAUGGUUAGGUACCAAAACCCUUCGUCUGCCGCUGCUGCAAUUGAUCAUAUGGAUGGUUACCUAAUUGGAGGAAGUACCCUGGCUGUGAGAGUGUCAGGCCUUCCUAACCCCGUCGAUUUCAACGCUGCAGCAAACGCUCCUCUAACACUGCAACUGCAACAGAGGCCUGCCAAUAUCAUUGCUGCUGCAACAAAUCCCAUGGACUUCACCGCUGCUGCCACAAAUGCUGCCCCGACACCACAACUGCAACAACCGCGGCCUGCCAACGGGCCGCAGAAACAAAUCGACAUGACCAACCUAUAUGUCUGCCAUCUCCCGCCCUACGUCACCACUGAAAAGCUGAUAGAACUCUUUCUGCCAUGCGGCCAAAUAACUCAAGCCAAGGCAGUUGUUGACCUAUGCACUGGUGUGUGCAAGGGAUAUGGGUUUGUCAAAUUUGUUGAUACUUAUGCUUCUGCCGUGGCCCUCACUUACAUGAACGGUUACUGGCUGGAGGGGCACAUCUUGGAGGUCAGGAUAGCCGGUGUCCAUCAAAGCGCUAUGGGCGGCUACAUGGCGCAUCUCUACUCCCAGUUCACAGUCCCUGAUCCCUCAAUGACGGCGAUUGGAGUACCAACAUCGUCGUGUUGGCCAUACCAUUGUGCUGCCGAAUCAGUAGCAUACACCGCAGAGAACCAGGGCCAGGGAACCGACGCUGCUUCUCAAACAUCUCAGCCGCCUGAAUCUCUGUCAGCCAGUUCAUCAUUUGCUCCUGACAUGGAAUGGUCUCCUGUGUCCUCAACCCAUCUCGCCGACACUAGUUCUCAGCAGCAACACUUGUCAAGCCAUGUCGCCGACACUAGUUCUCAGCAGCAACACUUGUCAAGCCAUGUCGCCGACACUAGUUCUCAGCAGCAGCAACAACCUUCAGCAGGCUGGGCCGGUCCGCCUGGCUUCGAGCCCUCUCAUGCGCAUGCGGCGGUCUCUCCCCCUCAGCCGCCGCCGUCAGCAGUACCUUGGGCUGGCCCGCCCGGCUUCGAGCCCCAUUCCAUCCCCAAGAAGAAAGAUGCCGCCACCGCAACAAAACCUUCCCAGCCUUGCUCCAAGGUCCAUCUGGCACAGUCAGGAGGCAGCCAGAAAAGGCGUUCGAUUGUCUAG